Messenger RNA from Penicillium alfredii, 936 nucleotides. RefSeq lists its product as uncharacterized. Gene Ontology annotation, cellular component: nucleus; cytosol. The transcript has a single exon. Bases 1 to 936 code for a protein of 311 amino acids. The record is from RefSeq and is a predicted model, not a curated record. NCBI's taxonomy places the organism in Eukaryota, Fungi, Ascomycota, Eurotiomycetes, Eurotiales, Aspergillaceae.
AUGGUCCGUAACAUCCAUAUCGCCGUUCUCGAUGUCGACAUCCCAGCACGCAGGCUCUACGAAGCCCGCGGACUGUGCAGUGCACACUUCCGCGACAUCCUGCAAGAGACGGCAUCCGCGCUGAACAAAACCGAUCUCGCCAAUAAUAACCCCAUUAAUAUCUCUGUCACUCCCUACGAUAUUCGCGGAGGACAUUACCCAGAUUUCCGCCAAAUGCGCGGCCACCCGAUCCAACAACAAUGCCUCGUGGCCUCGCCUAUCGACGCCGUCCUGAUCACCGGCGGCUCACCGGGCGUCUACGAAAUGGCCCACUCGCCGUGGAUGCAAGUCCUGCAAAAGUUUGUCAAAACCGUCUACGAUGAAUACCCGCAAGUGCGCAUGCUGGGAACAUGCUUCGGCCACCAGCUCAUCUCCCACGCCCUGGUCCGCGACCCCGAAGACCCCGUCCGAGAUGUGUACGUGGAGAAAUGCCCUCUCGGCAGAGAAGUCGGGAUCUACACCGUUCAACUCGAACAGAAUUUCAUCCAGUCAUUCCCCACAGCCCUCAACCACCUCGCGGAGGGCCAGUUGCGCAUCCAAAUGUUCCAUGGCGACCGGGUGAUGGCCGUGGAGAAAGGCAAUGCCGUGACGCUGAGCAGCGCGCCGCCGGUAUCGUUGCCCGCGCCGUGGAUUAAUGUAGGCAGCACACCUAUCUGCCCGAUUCAAGGACUGUACCAUCCCGGGAGGGUGUUGACUGUCCAGGGCCACUAUGAGAUGGAUGCAUUUGGAAUGAAGAAAAUGUGUGUGGAGUCUGCGCCGCAGAUGGGAUGGAAAGAGUCGAAACUUGCGGUGUUCUUGGAGCAGGUUGGGCCUGACUUGAAGGAAAGGCAGGACGACGCCAAGUGUUUUGCGUCGGCGGUGGUUUGCUUUUUGGCUGGCAUUGAGCAAGGCGCAUAA